GAUGUGUUGACGAGAAGAGUUGGAUAAAAAACGAUGAUACAGAAAAGGAGGAAUACACAAUCUUGCAGAUCGAUACACCCUUGCAAGAAGACAACCAGAGAGACAGCGAACAUACUCAUUCAUUUUCUUCACGACAAAUGGAGGUCAUCGUUGCCUUAUGUGACACCUUGUUACCCUCCAUUAACAUUUCAAACGAUCGUCUUCUCGAUGAUUCACUUCUCAACCUCUACCACACUUCAGCUUCCAUGAUCGGAAUUCCCCUUCAAGUUGCCAUGAUGAUGUCGACAAAAACGGAGCACCCGAAACAGUUCUUGGUUCAGUUGAGCUUAUGGUUGUUAUCAACAGCGAUGGGAACGUUGAUCCUGUGUGGAAGAGGAAGUUUGUCAAACCAGUUUCCUUACGUACAGAAAUUCUCUAGGGUUUCAAGUAAGGAAAGAGAAGCGAUACUGGUAUCAUGGUCUGUCAGUUACUUUUUUCUGUUGAGAAUGCUUUUUCGUGCACUGAAAUUCGUGAUUUCGUUGGCUUUCUUCACUCAGGUAAAUGAAAAGAAUGAAAACCCUUCUUGGAAAGCCAUUGAUUAUUGCGGACCAGACCCUGAUUUUGUUCCACAAAUUUCGCAUGCUUUCAACACCGACGACAUUCUCGGGCCGCUUUACACCGCCGUGGUCUGCCUGAAUAAACCCCGACAAAUGGUUGCAGAAGCCCUACAGAGAUCACGACUAGCCAUCUCAAUCCCUCGUCAUCCCAAGCUUACAUCUAUGGUUAUUAAAUGCGAUGUAGUUGUAGUUGGCUCAGGCUCCGGUGGUGGGGUGGUCGCCGGAGUUUUAGCUAAAUCCGGCUAUAAAGUUCUUGUCUUGGAGAAAGGGAACUAUCGUGCAAGAAGUAAUCUUUCUCUUCUUGAAGGUCCAUCCAUGGACGAAAUGUAUCUUGGAAAAGGAUUGUUGGCCACUAGCAACAUGGAGGCUGUAAUACUUGCAGGUUCCACCGUAGGUGGUGGCUCCGCCAUAAACUGGUCGGCGUCGAUCAGAACCCCACAACACGUACUGAAAGAAUGGUCGGAAUGUUAUGAACUGGAGUUGUUUCAGAGUGGAUUAUAUGAAGAAGCCAUGGAUGUCAUCUGCGAAAGGAUGGGUGUUCAAUCUGAAAUCGAAGAUGAAGGAUUCAAUAACACAAUUUUAAGAAAAGGGUGUGAAGAAUUAGGUUAUCCGGUCAACAACAUCCCAAGAAACUCACCUCCAGAUCAUUAUUGUGGCUGGUGCUGCCUUGGCUGCAAAGAUGGAAGAAAGAAAGGUACAUCAGAGACAUGGCUGGUGGACGUGGUGGAAUCCGGCAACGGUGCAAUUUUACCAGGGUGUGAGGCCGUGAAAGUUGUGCAUGAUCGGAAAAAAGGAAGAGAGCGGAGCACCGCCAGAGGGGUGAUGUUCGAGUUCCGACACCAAGAUGGUUCAAAAGAAGUUUGUUUGGUGGAGUCCAAAGUAACCAUCGUCUCAUGUGGAGCUAUGUGCACCCCUCAACUCCUUAAAAGAAGCGGAUUAAAGAAUCCCAGUAUAGGAAAGAACCUUCAUAUUCAUCCGGUGGCGAUGGCAUGGGGGCAUUUUCCGUUGGAGAGGUGGCCGGAAGUCGAGAAAAAGAGCUACAAAGGUGGAAUAAUGACGGCCAUGUCCACUGUCGUUGCAGAUUUCAAAGGCUCCGGUUACGGUGCCAUUAUACAAACACCGGCGUUGCACCCUGGUAUGUUCUCGGCAUUGAUGCCAUGGGUUUCCGGUUCCGACUUCAAGAAUCGAAUGACUAAAUUCUCAAGAACAGCCCAUAUAUUUGCACUGGCCAGAGACAAGGGUUCCGGCGAACUAGGGCAAAAAUCAUCGAUCAGUUACCAGAUGGACAUCAUCGACGAAGAGAAUCUGAAAAGAGGACUCGAGAAAUCCCUGAGAAUUCUGGCGGCUGCCGGAGCGGAAGAGAUCGGAACCCAUAACAACAAAGGGAGAACAAUAAACGUGAAAAAGGUGAGUUAUCGUGAACUGGAGAAGUUUGUGAGAGAAGAAAGCUCAAGGGCAUUGAGAGAUUUAUCAACACCGAUAUGUUCAGCACAUCAAAUGGGGAGUUGUCGGAUGGGGGUUACCGGAAAAGGGUCGGCGGUGAAUCCGAUGGGGGAGACAUGGGAGGUGGAAGGGUUGUAUGUGGCGGACGCAAGUGUUUUUCCGACGGCAUUGGGUGUGAAUCCGAUGGUUACAGUUCAAGCCAUUGCUUAUUGCACUGCUCAAUCUGUUCUUGAAUCUCUUAAGAGAAUGAAGGAUACUGGCUAUGGCAUCUGA
This is a messenger RNA of Cynara cardunculus var. scolymus (artichoke), 2312 nucleotides long. RefSeq names its product long-chain-alcohol oxidase FAO4A. The record is from RefSeq and is a predicted model, not a curated record. NCBI's taxonomy places the organism in Eukaryota, Viridiplantae, Streptophyta, Magnoliopsida, Asterales, Asteraceae. Bases 138 to 2312 code for a protein of 724 amino acids. Gene Ontology annotation, molecular function: long-chain-alcohol oxidase activity; flavin adenine dinucleotide binding. The transcript is spliced from 3 exons.